Molecule: messenger RNA, 1235 nt
Organism: Sinocyclocheilus rhinocerous
Lineage: Eukaryota; Metazoa; Chordata; Actinopteri; Cypriniformes; Cyprinidae
Gene: bphl
Product: biphenyl hydrolase like
Exons: 6
Coding region: 58-1035 (325 amino acids)
Molecular function (GO): serine hydrolase activity
Source: RefSeq, a predicted model, not a curated record
CCGAUCUGAUUCGGGUGUGUUUACUUCAGUUUCGGGUGUUCGGGUGUUUCUGCUCAAAUGGUGAACCUCCUUUACAGUCGAGCUGGACUCUGCAUGUCUGGAGUCUACAGAAGACGAUUCUACGGUCUGUGUGUCUCGGGUCAGAUGUCAGUGAAUGGAGUGGAUCUGCUCUAUCAGCGCACUGGAGGCGGAAAACACACUGUACUGCUGCUGCCUGGAGCUUUAGGAAAUGCUCAGACUGAUUUUGCUCCUCAGCUGGAGAAGCUGGAUAAGCAGCGUUUCACGCUGGUGGCGCUGGACCCGCGUGGUUACGGAUGCUCUCGUCCUCCAGACAGAGACUUUCCCCCUGAUUUUUUCCACAGAGACGCCAAAGACGCGGUGGAUUUAAUGCAAGCUCUGGGUUUGAGGCGUUUCUCUCUCUUAGGCUGGAGUGACGGCGGCAUCACGGCUCUGAUCGCGGCUACGUUAAACCCCGCACUCGUUCAGAAGAUGGUGGUUUGGGGCUCCAACGCUUACGUCUCUCAAGAAGAUGUUCAGAUCUAUCAGUGUGAGACGGAGCGAGAGAAUAGCAGAGCAUAUGGGGGCACCCCGGCCCGUAGAAAAGCAAGGUCCGACCAGGGGCUGAAUAGGCGGCGACACAUCGGUUUGAUGGUGACACGAUGUGUACCGCGGCACCAUGCCCGACUCGGGAGUGUAACCGCGUGGAGAGGCGUUGCGUCUCCGAACCGCGACUUCUCGGCCACUGGCGAUACGGGGUGUCGUAGCAUCUGCAGGGAAGUGCUGCCGCUGAUCUCCUGUCCCACGCUGAUCGUCCACGGAGCCAAAGACCCCAUGGUGCCUUCAUUUCACCCAGAAUACCUGCAGCAGAACAUCAGGGCUCACAGCUCCUGUCAUUACAGAGGAAGCUCUUCAGUCUGUUUUAUCGGACGCUUUGUGUUCGUCAGGCUGCAUGUGAUGCCGGAGGGGAAGCACAACCUGCAUCUGCGAUAUUCCACUGAGUUUAACACGCUGCUGCAGGAGUUUCUGACUGAAUGAUCAGCACCUUCUGCGGUAAACAAGGACAUUACUGUGUUUGCUUCAGUCAGAGAAAUCCACUGUCUGUUGUUAUAAAUUGAUUGUGGCCAUUUUAUCACCUGUGUGUUUUCAUUUUUAAUGCAUGUUCUGUGGUGAAGAUAUUCGUGGAUGUAUACAUGUUCCUGAAUGUUUUGAUGAUCAUCAUUUUCAACAAAUCUGUG